Messenger RNA from Mya arenaria, 747 nucleotides. RefSeq names its product histidine-rich glycoprotein-like. The transcript has a single exon. Lineage: Eukaryota; Metazoa; Mollusca; Bivalvia; Myida; Myidae. Bases 1 to 747 code for a protein of 248 amino acids. The record is from RefSeq and is a predicted model, not a curated record.
AUGGCACCGGAGGCAACACAUCAACGGCACUGGGAGCAACACAUCAUCAUCACUGGGAGCUACACAUCAUCAUCACUGGGAGCUACACAUCAACGGCACUGGGAGCAACACAUCAUCAUCACUGGGAGCUACACAUCAACGGCACUGGGAGCAACACAUCAUCAUCACUGGGGGCUACACAUCAUCAUCACUGGGAGCAACACAUCAUCAUCACUGGGAGCAACACAUCAUCAUCACUGGGAGCUGCACAUCAUCAUCACUGGGAGCUACACAUCAUCAUCACUGGGGGCUACACAUCAUCAUCACUGGGAGCAACACAUCAUCAUCACUGGGAGCAACACAUCAUCAUCACUGGGGGCUACACAUCAUCAUCACUGGGGGCUACACAUCAUCAUCACUGGGGGCUACACAUCAUCAUCAUCACCGGAGGCAACACAUCAUCAUCACUGGGGGCUACACAUCAUCAUCACUGGGGGCUACACAUCAUCAUCACCGGAGGCAACACAUCAUCAUCACUGGGGGCUACACAUCAUCAUCACCGGAGGCAACACAUCAACAUCACUGGGGGCUACACAUCAUCGACACAAGUGGCCACACAUCAUCGUACCAGGAGCGCAAAUCAACGGCACUAUGUUCUACACAUUUUUGGUACUAGGGGCCACACAUCAUUUUCACCUGGGGCAACACAUCACCGGCACCAGGGGCGCACAUCAACGGCACUUGGGGGCCAAACAUCAUCGGUACUAG